Protomyces lactucae-debilis is the source of this 989-nucleotide messenger RNA. RefSeq lists its product as uncharacterized. The record is from RefSeq and is a predicted model, not a curated record. The transcript has a single exon. Bases 94 to 801 code for a protein of 235 amino acids. Lineage: Eukaryota; Fungi; Ascomycota; Taphrinomycetes; Taphrinales; Protomycetaceae.
CGGAAGCGUUUCAUUGUGUGUGUGACCGUUGAUCAAGUACAGGCUUAUAAGAAGAUUGCUCGUUGGCAAUAAAGUGCUCUCUAUUCAAUUGCAAUGCUUCUCAACAUCGGUCUCAUCGCAAGCUUGGCUGUAGCCUCUGUCUCUGCACAUGGUGCCAUUGUCAAGGCUAUGGGAACGAACAACGUAGCUGGGACAGCCCUUGGCAUUGACGACUCGGUCUCUCGCCGGAGUGCCGGACGUGCUGCUCAGGCAGAUACAUCCGUGAUUCGCGACCGCGAUGUGACGACUGGCGCUGCAGGUCCAUGCGGAAAAACCAGUCUUGCUGGCGCUCUCAGUAUGAACGAAGAGAUUGACAAAGUGGCCGCCCGCAACAAUGGCCAAUUGCCGACCGUGCAAGCUGGCGGCGAUUUGGAGAUGACUGUGCACAAGAUCAACGAAGACGGGGCUGGUCCCUUCAUGUGUGACUUCUCCACAGACGGUGAGACUUUCAAGACGAUGCAAGUCUCCCGUAAUGUUCCUGGCUUCCUGGGACUUGGCCUUGGCCGCGUGCAGGACUUCCCCUUGGUCGUGCGUAUCCCGGCAGAUGUGACAGCCUGUUCAGCGGGCAAUUCCAAGGAUACUUGCAUGGUCAGGUGCCGCAACGCUGCCGUCGCCGGCCCGUUUGGAGGAUGUGUUCCGAUUAAGCUUGAAGGAGCGACUACAACUCCUGCAACAGUGCCAGCGCCUGAUGCCACGGAAGCUGCGGUUGUUGCAAAACGCUUUUCGAAUGACGAUGGAGAUGACCAAGAGACCGAUGAGUGAAUAGUCAGCCCACCUUAGAUGCUUGCAGGUACUUGCACAAUCCGUUCUAAUGCCUACUUGUCUAUGUAACUGAAUGCAAAGUACAUUAUUUGCUUGUCGCGUAGGAAAAUGUCCCCUGAACUUUCCUGAUCUGACGAGAUGGGCUGCCACUUCGAGCGUGCGAUCUUUCGACUUUUUUGAAAUGCGAC